Messenger RNA from Argiope bruennichi, 5139 nucleotides. It is a transcript of the gene rictor, whose product is annotated as rapamycin-insensitive companion of mTOR-like. Gene Ontology annotation, cellular component: TORC2 complex. The coding region runs from base 88 to 4707 and encodes 1539 amino acids. Lineage: Eukaryota; Metazoa; Arthropoda; Arachnida; Araneae; Araneidae. The record is from RefSeq and is a predicted model, not a curated record. The transcript is spliced from 32 exons. Gene Ontology annotation, biological process: TORC2 signaling; positive regulation of phosphatidylinositol 3-kinase/protein kinase B signal transduction. Gene Ontology annotation, molecular function: protein serine/threonine kinase activator activity.
AGUAAUGAAAUGUGUUGUCGCCUUACUCGGAAUAUACAGUUCCCAAAUAUAUUGUAUAUUAUAGUAACUAUGUAAUAUAUUUGAGUGAUGGCUGUUUCACAUGGUUUAAGACAAUAUAGUAAAUAUGGGGGGAGAUUUCGAAAAAGAAGAGAUAGUGAAGAAGAGAAUAUUUAUUUAGACUUUAAUAGAGCUACUGCAGAAAUUAUACAAGAAAUUUUGUUUAAUGUUGUGAAUCAAGAUGUAAAUAUUAGUAGAAAGCUUGGAUACUUAAAUGGUUUAGUCAAAUUAUGUAUGAAACAACAAACAGAAUUUGGCAUUUCACACAGAGACAUAUUUUGCUGUCUUCGAAUAGCAUUCUUUCAUGAAGCAUGUGAAGUCCGUGCUGCUGUAUUGCGAGCUUGUCGUUAUAUUUUAGAAAAUGUAGAAAUAUUAGAAGCAUUCUUACAGUCUAAGCUACAGUUUUUUGUUUCUCGAUCUCUGGAUAUUUCACUUGACAAUCGAAUUGAGAGAGUUCAAGCUUUAAGGUUGAUGAGAAAAGUGUUAGAUUUGAAUCCAAGUGGCUUUCCACGUGCCUUCUCUAACUGUUUAGUAUCAAUAGUUAAUGAAGGGUCUCAAGAACGUGAUAUGAUUCGACCAUGUUUAGCCACAUUAGCUCAGUUAGCUCUUUUAAAUCCCCAAGCUUGCAUAGAAGCCAGAGGUGUUAGUGCACUUAUGAAAAAUGUUGUAGAAAAUUCUCAAGUGCAAGCUUCUGAAGCUAUACUUGGUGUUAUAUUUUUUCUUAUAAAUCAUCCUUCAACACGAAAUUUAAUGAAGAAUGACUUUGGGCUUGAAAACUUGUUAGCUCCUUUCACUGACUGCCAUUAUCGUUUUCCUACUUCUGUUGAUGGAUCUGCAAGUGAGGAUAAGGAUCCCAAUUUGAAUGCCAGCAAAGCAGCUAUUGUAUGUGCAUUACUGUCUUGGCCAGGUCUGUUUUAUUUAUGUCGCACUGAUUCAUGCCAUUUGCAGUCUCUAAUCGAAAUGUUGUACUUGCCUUAUCCAGAAUUACGUAAAAAUAUAUUAGAUCUGUUGUACAAAAUAUUUGAUGUAACUAUUCCUGAAUGGACAGAUGAUUUUUCUAUUGCACUCAGUUCUUCAGAUCCUUCAACAUCAAAAAUGUCAUGGCAACUUUAUGAAGGUUAUAUUGUGGCAGAAGGGCUUGAUAUUUUACCAUAUUCCUCAAAAGACAGGACAAAUUUAGUUUAUAAUUAUUAUGCCCUCUUGAUACUAGUAUUUGUAAACUGUGGGAUUUUGGAGGCUUUAUCAGAAGUCAUUGUAUCUAGUGAAAUUAAUUUAGCAGUAAGGGCUACAAUUUUCCUUGGUGAAUUCAUAUAUAUGGCAAACCAGUUCCUUCCUAUUGAUUGUAGUCAUUUAUCUAAUUGUUUGCCAACUCUCAUAUCAUCAGCUGCUUCUUUUAAGUCAGCCAAAGAACAAAAUCAAGCAACUGCAGCCAUCACUUGUUUGUUUCGAAUUCAUGAAAUAAAGAAAAAAGGUGCUGUGCCAAACAGCUUAGUGCUUAACAAUCUUCUUCAUAUUUGUAAUCCGGAACGUGAGAAAAAAGGUUUCUUUGUGGGAACUGUUAAUAAAAUAAAACUAUGGAAAUAUUUAAAACAGGAAAUGGCUGAUGGUGUUGAUCAAGCUAUAAGAGAUACUCUCGUUGUGAGCAAAGAAUACCAAAGCUGGGAUUGGGAUCUUGUUGAUUGCAUCUUAAAGAAUCCAACUGAUUCAUUAAAAAAAUUAGAAGAUGCCAAUCAUCGAACAUUUGUUAAGAAAUUAUUACACUUUUUCAAACCUAGUAGCAAAGAAUUCUCUGAAAUGGAAUUUGACAAAGAAAAUGGGCGGCAGAUCUGUGUUACUGGUUGUCACCUUUUAGAAUUCUUUUUAGAGUUAGAAGAGAUUAAAGCUCAAGAAUAUUUAGAUGAUUUUCUGAACGAUUUGAAUAGCUGUUUUGUUCAGUUAACUAAAGAUGGUGACCGUCUGAAUUCAAUUUUAAGCCCUAUAAAAGUUUCAAGUACAUUUAGUCAGAUGUAUUUUUUGUUCAUUGGAAAGUUGUCAAGUACUCAUAAAGGAUGUAAAUUUCUUAAUAGAUGUAGCACAUUUCAGAAUUUGUUCCAUCUUGUCAGUAUUACCAAUCAAGAUAUUUAUGUAAAACUCAUAAUAUCUGCUCUAGAUUAUACCAAAGAGGGGUUCUCAAGAGCUAUUCUCACUAAAGUUUUAACUGGAUCUGAAGAGGCUACUCGUUUAUAUGCAACAAAUUUUCUUCUUAUAUUAUUGAGAGCCAAACUUCCAGAUUUUCGCAAGUGGGCAAUUGAAGUUUUAGUUUAUCAACUCCAUGACACUAGCAAAUUAGUUUCUGCUGCUGCCCUUGACAUUUUAGAUGAAGCUUGUACGAUUCAGGAAAAUUUAGAAGCUCUAAUAUCCUUAAGGCCAUCUCUUUUACAACUGGGAGAUAAAGGUUUGCUGUUACUUGUGAGAUAUUUGUCCGUCCAAAGUGGUUUUAACUUUCUACGAGAAUCUAAUUUUUUGUAUGGUGAAUUGGAACGAUGGCAACAGAUAUACAAUUUUAAAUAUGUUAAAGUUGUAGAAGAUAUGCUGAAUGAAGCUUUUACUCAUCACAGAAGAGGCACUGAUGGAAGUUAUGGAAGACGUAGUUCAGAUAUUAGUCAUACUAUUCGCAAUGUAUAUUUGCCUCCACAUAUGUAUGGACAGUUGGUUCAACAUCAUGAGGGUGUUAAUAUUCUGCUUGAUAAUGGUGUACUUCCUGAAUUAUAUAAUAAUAUAUGCCAUCCGAAUUUUUCUACUGACAUGGAUAUAUUACAUUUGAAGGCAUCAUUAUGGGCUUUGGGUCAUGUUGGUUCUUAUCCUCUAGGUUUGAAAAUAAUAAUCAAGGAAGAUCUUAUUCCCUGUAUAGUUGAUUUAGCAGCUACAGCUCCUGUUUUUGCUGUAAGAGGCACAUGUUAUUUUAUUUUGGGUUUGCUAAGUUCUACCACAGAAGGCUCAGAUAUUUUGAGGGAACAUGGCUGGGAAGCAGUUCAAAGGAACCAUGAGGAAAAAUGGCCUCUUAUUAAAGAGGAGAUUUUAGUGGAUAAUUCACAGUUUGCAAGAAAGUCUACUUGGUCUUUCAGCAGCAUGAGUAGUGAUUGGCCAUUGGGAGCCCUUCCUACCAGUUUGUCAUUCAUAGUACGAACUUCACAAUUUGAUUUAAAUAGAAGUCAAAGCCAAAUUUCAAAUACCUCUAGUGAAGAUAUUCUACAGAAUUCCUGCAUAGAGUUGCCAUCACAUCGGGAUCCUUUAGUAGAUCCUGAUUCUGAUUCAGAAAAUUGUCGCCCUCGUUCCUCAUCAGAUUGCCAAUCAGAAAGAAAAGAUAAUGUACUGUUUGAAGUUGCAGAAUCCUCCAGUUGGGAUGCGUUGAAUGCCUAUUCAUCAUUUUCAUCACCUCCUCCUAAUUUUAAUAAAAAUAGAAAGAGGCGAAGUAUCAGCACGUCUGAAGUAACCAUGAGAACUUUUAACUUCCAUAUGGAAGAUAAUGAAGAAGAAGAAGAGAAUGAAUUACAAAUGAGUUCCACAGGUUCCAAAGCUAAUUUUCAUGCAGUUGAACCAAAGCAACAUUCCUCGGGUAGUUCUAGUUUGCAACCUGGUGCUAGUGAAUCAUCAGUUAACUCAUCUAAAUCAUCAGAUGGAUGUGUAGAACGACCUUCAUUGUUGAAACAACUUUCUCGGGGUCACAGUAUUCAUCUUCAUAGUCCAGUGUCACCUGAUAAGUCAUCGCCAUUAUUAAUAACAAGUGCCCGGGAUGCCCUUGGCUAUGCUACAUUAAAAGACAUUCAAAGACGACGUGUUCAUUCACUGAGUUUCCAUGAUGCAUCUUCAACUCAAGUAGAUGCUUCUUUAAGGUACCUCAAAUCACAAAGUCUGGAUGCAGAUUCUGCUAAAAUUUUUAAUGUAACGAGUGAUAUACUUUUCUCAGAAGCUGAGGAAGAUGCCAUGAAAUUUAGAAACUCUAGCCAAGACUCUGAGAAAAUACCUGAAAGUCGGUAUAUUGGGUUAUGUCUUCCUUCAGAUUUAGACUAUAUUUUACAUGUGCCAAAAGAAUCAAGAGACCAAGAAGUUGAAAUUGUUGUCCCUAUACCUGAAGAUGUACCAAGUUCCAGUGAUGUUGUAUUUGAAUUUCAUUCUGAUGAAAAUUGUAUAUCCAAUCAUUCCUUUGCUGACAAAAAGAGUUUACAAAGAACAACAAUUGAUGAAGAAUCUGAGGAACAAUCAUUAGUGACUGUAAAUACAACUAUUGAUAAUGUAUGUAAAAGGAUCCCACCAUUGGAAAGAUCCAAUUCUGUAAAAGGUAUUUUAAAGUUCCGAGAUGAUUACCUAAAUAGUCAACAUUUAAUACGUAAAGAAGCCAUGCAUUAUGUAACUAAUUUGAGCAGCUCUGUAGCCAUUAAAGCAUCUGAACAAGGUCUUUUAAACUUGAAACAGAAAUUUCCCAGUGCUUUUCAAGACAUUUGCCUUUAUUCAGAAAUCAACUAUUAUAUGGCUAAUUAUAAUUUCCGUCUCAAUGCUAGGCGUUUUUUACAAGAACUUUUUUUGGAUGUUACAUUUGAACAAUUACAACAAGAAGCAGAAUCUAUUGUUGGCAUAAUCAGUAUUCCACAAGUGGGUGGUAGUGAAGCCUGACAUUCCUUUCAUAAUUAUUAAAUUAAAAAAUUUAGCAGUGAACUCAAUUGAUCAGAGCCUUAAGAUGAAUGUAUAAUUUUGAUAACAAAGUGUGUGUGUUCUUUUAAAGUGUUACAUCUUAUUAACAUAUUCAUAUGGAACACAUUUUUAUAUUAUAUUUUUCAUUUUUUAUAUAAAUCAAUUAUUUAUCAAACUUGAUUUAUAUACAUUUUUCUUUAUUUUCUCUCAACUUCCUAGUUUUCAAAUAUAUUAUUUGUUUCUCAAAAUCAACUGUUUGCGAAAAAAGACAUUUAGUUUGUGAAUAAUUAUGAUCAUUUUGGAGAAUCGUAAAACAAUCUUUCUUUAUAAAUUUUCGAUACUGACAUUUUUUUAAUGCAGAUUUUACUAUAAAAGAAUAUGAUAAAAAAAAUUUUGUUUUAUAUAUAUAUAUAU